AUGGCGAGUUACGGAGGCUACAACGGUAGCUACAACUACCGGGACAGCACUGGGAGCAACGGGUCGACGAAGUACUCGGAGAGGGCAAGAUGGACUCCUCUCACUCGUAUGCUGUUAUCGGGUGAGAUGACUCAGGAAAAGCAGAGAGAGCUGAGUCCCAAGGAGAAGUUUGAAGUUUGGAUGGUCAACGAGGGUUAUCGUCGAAUCUUCGUCUUCGUCUUUAUGCUGCUCCAUGCUAUAGUCUUCGCCUUCGGUUUCGUCAAUUACUCGCUCAAGGAUAACCUACAGAUUGCGCGAGAUACCUUCGGCCCGACAUUCAUGAUUGCCCGUUCUGCAGCCCUUGUCCUUCACGUUGAUGUCGCGCUCAUCCUCUUCCCCGUUUGCCGCACAUUCAUCUCUUUGGCUCGCCAAACGCCUCUGAACGGUAUCAUCCAGUUCGAUAAAAACAUCACCUUCCAUAUCACCACCGCAUGGUCGAUCGUCUUCUUCUCCUGGGUUCAUACGAUUGCCCACUGGAACAAUUUGGCGCAGGUCGCUGCGAAGCAAAAACUCGGUUUCUAUGGGUUUUUGGUGGCUAACCUGGUGUCCGGUCCAGGCUGGACUGGAUACAUCAUGCUGAUUGCUUUGAUGGGCAUGGUGUUCACCUCGAUUGAGAAGCCUCGCCGUGCGAACUACGAGCGAUUCUGGUAUACCCAUCACAUGUUCAUCAUUUUCUUCUUCUUCUGGUCGAUCCACGGCGCAUUCUGCAUGAUCCAGCCUGACUUCGCGCCUUUCUGCACCUCUUUCGGAACUCAGGCCGUCGGUGUCUUUUGGCAGUACUGGAUGUAUGGUGGUUUCGUCUAUCUGGCCGAGCGUGUCGCUCGCGAGGUCCGUGGCCGCCACAAGACGUACAUCACUAAGGUCAUCCAACACCCCAGCAAUGUCGUCGAAAUCCAGAUCAAGAAGGAGAACACCAAGACCCGUGCUGGGCAGUACAUCUUCUUGUGUUGCCCUGCCGUCUCGCUGUGGCAGUACCACCCUUUUACCCUGACGAGCGCCCCGGAGGAGGAUUAUAUCUCUGUUCACAUUCGUGUGGUCGGUGAUUUCACCAGGGCGCUCGCCGAGACUCUGGGCUGCGAGUUCGACAAGAAGAAGAACGAGCAGUCCAAGGUUGUUGGUGUCAGCAAGGACAACGAUGAGGUGGAUCCUGCUCUCCGGCGUGUCCUUCCGCGUGUCUACAUCGACGGGCCCUUCGGCUCGGCGUCCGAGGAUGUGUUCAAGUACGAGAUCGCCAUGCUGGUCGGUGCCGGUAUCGGUGUCACUCCGUUUGCCUCGAUUCUCAAAUCUAUCUGGUACCGGAUGAACUACCCACAGAAGAAGACCCGGCUGAGCAAGGUCUACUUCUUCUGGGUUUGCCGUGACUUCGGCUCCUUCGAGUGGUUCCGCUCGCUGCUGCUGGCUAUUGAGGCCCAGGAUGUGGACAAUCGCAUCGAGAUCCACACCUACCUGACAGCGAAGAUCAAGGCUGAUGAUGCUAUGAACAUCAUGGUCAACGAUGCCAACGCCGACAAGGACACCAUCACUGGCUUGCGGUCGCCGACAAACUUCGGUCGUCCCAACUGGGAUAUGAUCUUCAGGGGUAUCCGCAAGCUGCAUUCCCCGGCCGAGUGCGGUGUGUUUUUCUGCGGUCCUAAGGGCUUGGGUAGCGCACUGCAUGUCUUUUGUAACAAAUACAGCGAGCCUGAUUUCACCUUUGUUUGGGGCAAGGAAAACUUCUAA
Messenger RNA from Thermochaetoides thermophila DSM 1495, 1758 nucleotides. RefSeq lists its product as uncharacterized. The transcript has 3 exons. Gene Ontology annotation, biological process: superoxide anion generation; defense response. Gene Ontology annotation, cellular component: plasma membrane; NADPH oxidase complex. Gene Ontology annotation, molecular function: superoxide-generating NAD(P)H oxidase activity. The record is from RefSeq and is a predicted model, not a curated record. Lineage: Eukaryota; Fungi; Ascomycota; Sordariomycetes; Sordariales; Chaetomiaceae. Bases 1 to 1758 code for a protein of 585 amino acids.